AUGGGAGACGCCAGCGUCGUCAGCGGCCAGGAUGGCUCGGGUGAUGAGAAAGGCAAGAAACACAUCCUGCUCAAUGCUUUUGACAUGUCGACCGUGGGACAUUUGUCCCCUGGACAAUGGAAGAAUCCCAAAGACAAGUCUGCGACCAAGCGGACGCUGGAGUACUGGAUAGAGCUAGCGAAGCUGCUGGAGCGUGGUGGAAUCAACGCUUUGUUCCUGGCGGAUACGACUGGAGGCUAUGAUACCUAUGAGGGUAAGCUGGACGAAUGUAUCCGGCGUGCGGCGCAAUGGCCGGUGACGGAUCCAACUAUCCCGAUUUCUGCAAUGGCUGCAGUAACCAAAAAUCUGGCGUUCGGCAUCACGGCCUCCACUUCAUUCGAGCAGCCCUUUUUGCUGGCCAAGCGCUUUUCGACCUUGGAUCACUUGACCAACGGUCGCCUGGGAUGGAAUAUUGUGACUUCAUAUAAGAAAGCGGCCUUCAAAGCCAUUGGUGUGGAUAGUCCAAUCGAGCACGACGAACGAUACCGUCAGGCGGACGAGUAUUUGAGGGUACUCUAUAAACUCUGGGAGGGCUCCUGGGCCCCUGAUGCGCUGUCACCAAACCCCGAAACAGAUUCGUACGUGGACCCGGAUAAAGUCCGCCAGAUCAAUCACAAGGGGAAGUACUUCUCACUGAAAACACGACACAUCGUCGACCCGUCGCCGCAGCGGACCCCCUUUCUAUUCCAAGCGGGGACUUCAUCGGCCGGAUCGGAAUUCGCUGCGACCCACGCCGAAGCAAUCUUCGUCUCCUCGCAUUCACCAGAGGUAUUGCGGCCGAAGAUCGCAGCGAUCCGCAAGCUGGCCGCAGAGCGAGGCCGUGAUCCACAGUCAAUCAAGUUCUUCGCAACCUUUACACCCAUUGUAGGUGAGACUGACGAGGAGGCGCAGGCUAAGUAUAAUGAGCUGAAGAAGUAUGCCUCGGUGGUUGGAGGUCUAGUCCUUUUCAGCGGAUGGACGGGCAUCGACAUCUCCAAGAUUCCCGUUGAUCAAGAAAUCACCGCCGCAGACUCGUUGGAGGCAGGUCGAAUCACCAGUCUGCUUGACUCGUUACUCAAGACAAGUCAGGAUAUUCCACGUUGGACACCUCGCGUUGUUGCCGAGAAAGCUGCAAUUGGUGGCCUUGGACCAGUGGGCAUUGGAAGCCCUGCCACCGUUGCCGAUGAGAUGGAGCGUUGGGUUCGCGAGGCAGACCUCGAUGGAUUCAACAUUGCUCAUGUCACCACGCCUGGCACAUUUGAGGAUGUGGUUGACCUGCUCAUUCCGGAGUUGAGGCGACGCGGUCUUUAUCCUGAACUUCCCGAUCCCUUAGAGCCUGCGCUCACUGCUCGUGAGAAGGUCCUCGGCAAGGGGCAGAAAGAACUCAGGACUGAUCACGUCGGAAGCAAGUAUAAAUACGAUGUGUAUCAGGAGGAGGAACCAUAUGUUAGUGACGGCGAGGAGAAAUGA
Molecule: messenger RNA, 1488 nt
Organism: Penicillium bovifimosum
Lineage: Eukaryota; Fungi; Ascomycota; Eurotiomycetes; Eurotiales; Aspergillaceae
Product: xenobiotic compound monooxygenase, DszA family
Exons: 4
Coding region: 1-1488 (495 amino acids)
Molecular function (GO): monooxygenase activity; oxidoreductase activity, acting on paired donors, with incorporation or reduction of molecular oxygen
Source: RefSeq, a predicted model, not a curated record